Molecule: messenger RNA, 1209 nt
Organism: Haliotis rubra (blacklip abalone)
Lineage: Eukaryota; Metazoa; Mollusca; Gastropoda; Lepetellida; Haliotidae
Product: orexin receptor type 2-like
Exons: 7
Coding region: 1-1197 (398 amino acids)
Biological process (GO): G protein-coupled receptor signaling pathway
Cellular component (GO): membrane
Molecular function (GO): neuropeptide Y receptor activity
Source: RefSeq, a predicted model, not a curated record
AUGUCCACGGCCAACUGGAGCCGUGCCACCUGUAAGCAUCUCUACGAAGUUAACGGCACCAUCCAACAAUGCUACUUCUCCGACGACGAUCUGUUGCACGCCAUCUACUCCUUUAUUGAGCCGAAGCCUCACGAAUGGGUGUUUACGGCGUUGUAUGGGAUUGUGUUCGUGCUGGGUCUCACAGGCAACUUUCUCGUGUGUUUCGCGGUGUGGAAAAACAGUCAGCUCAGGACGUCAACUAACCUGUUCCUAGUGAACCUGGCAGCAGCAGACUUCCUCGUUAUAACACUGUGUCUCCCUCCGUCGUACAUCCAGGCAAUAUGGGAGACCUGGUUCCUAGGGGACACCAUGUGCAGGAUUGUGGAGUAUUACCAGACGGUGACGAUCAUCGUGUCUGUCCUGACGUUGACGGCGAUCUCCAUUGAACGCUGGUUCGCCAUCUGCCACCCUCUGACGUUCAAGGAGACGAAACGUCGUGUGGUCAUUUCCAUCGUCGUCAUCUGGAUGCUGGCUCAUACGUUGGCGGUUCCGCGAUUGCUGCUGUUCAAAGAGACGCCGGAUGAGAUGAUUCCGCAGAAUCUGACGUUGCUGUUGACGUCGUGUACACCGGAUAAAUCCAUGAACACCCUUGCUCUCAACUACGACAUAUUUAUUUUCGUCACCUUCUAUCUGGUGCCGGUCGUCAUCAUGGCGUAUACUUACGUCAGCAUCGCAGCCUGCCUGUGGUCCAGCACCAAGACCGGCUCACACCUCACAGAGGGAGAACAGUCGGCAGUGACGGCUCAAGUACAAGCUCGUAGACGGGCUGCCCGGAUGUUGAUAGUGGUGGUGCUGGUGUUCAUUAUGUGUUUCCUUCCCAUGUACACGUGGAACCUGAUGAGGUUGACCGACAGUCCACUGAUAGCUAUGAUCCAUCCACACUCAGUGUCUAUCUGCACCCUCACAGCUCACUGGCUCGUCUACUUCAACAGCUCCAUCAACCCAAUCAUCUACAACUUCAUGAGCGGCAAGUUUCGGAAGGAGUUCCGGUCCGUGUGUUCCUGUAUCCACAUCCCUUGUGAUGGCAAGGACAUGCGCAGAUACAACAACCAUGAACUGGAGCCUCUCUCCACAACCAAAGGUGGACGUCGUUACAUCGGGAAGGAGUCGGAAUCCUAUGAUGUAAGCAGGAGUCGUACCGUUUUCUCAGAAGCUUAAGUCGUAUCGGAG